Messenger RNA from Anthonomus grandis grandis, 3710 nucleotides. Its product is annotated as folliculin-interacting protein 2. NCBI's taxonomy places the organism in Eukaryota, Metazoa, Arthropoda, Insecta, Coleoptera, Curculionidae. Gene Ontology annotation, cellular component: cytoplasm. The transcript has 11 exons. The record is from RefSeq and is a predicted model, not a curated record. Bases 72 to 3347 code for a protein of 1091 amino acids. Gene Ontology annotation, molecular function: protein-folding chaperone binding; ATPase inhibitor activity.
CUGGCAUCGUACGAGGCAAAACUCGUGCUGAUUCAACUAUAAAUGAAUGUGAAUAGUGCAGUAUCUAUGGUAUGGCUCUUUUUAAAUUCUUUCCGAAACUUAGGACCACGGGACAAGCUAGUGAGGAAGGGAGGAAUGUCAGUGAAAAAUCAUCAUGUCCUUUUGGGACAGACCAGGUCAGACUUAUGCUAUUCAGGGAGUGCGACUUUAGAGGCAGAAAGCUCCUCUUUGACUCUGAUGCCACUCAAAAAAUUCCAGUGGAAAAAACGGAGGCGGAUAAGAAAUUUAUUGAAAUUACAAACGGAUAUGGUUACUUAGUCGUUUCAAAACACAAUGGGGACUACCAGCAAUUAUCAGACAUGGUUUUUGGUUCUGUUGCUAUGAGCUUUAGAGGUACUUACUUAAAAAUACAUACCCUUACAAAUCCCGAUAGAAUUAUGUUUACACAGGUUUUUCCUAGUCCCAGUCACAGCAAAAGAUCAAAAACUUCCAGUAACCAGUCGACUGGGAGUAGUUUUGAACAUUCCAUUAGAUUAGACGAUUCAGGAAAUAAUAGUAGCUUUUCUACUAGUGACAGACUUUCAGACCAUAGUACUGCUUCUGAUACAGUUUUAGUUUGUCGGAGACUGCAGAGCAGCCCUUUAGACGUACCGGGAUUGCUACCAAAGAGUUUAUCUAAGAGCAGUUUGAUAGUCGACUCAGGUUGUGCAGAUCACUCUUUUUCUAGUACUAGUACUGGUCCUUUAAAUAUUUCUAUAUGGGAGUCCGUUUUUUCUCAUAAAGAUUUGACUAGUAUACAGUUUUCAAGUGGCGUAUUUAAGAAAUUACUAAGAAGUUCGACUAGAUCUUUAAGCAGUUCGAUUUCCUUGCCAAAUUCCACUGAAGCUUUACAUAAAAGUGCCCGGAGGGAUAGCAAGUUGGGCCUAAGCAUUAUCAUAAAUCUGUCUGCUGAAAGAGAAAGGUCCCUAAUACAAUUUUUUAUGGAGCACAUCACUUUAAUGGAAUCUCUUAUUUGGCGCACACACCGCUCUGUCGUAUCGGCCUACCACCGACCCUCCUUCUUCAUAUCCCUAAUGAUGGAAACGUUUCAAAAUGUGGCAUCAUUCCUUAGGAAUUUACAAACCGCCCCACGUAUAGUAACCAAUUUGUGGCAUUGUCUCUCUUUUGGCUGUGAUAAUUUAUCUAAUAAUUAUGCAUUUAUUAACGAGCUCGAUGAUACAAGUUGCCAGACGUUGCCCAAGGACAGUCACACGGAGCUGAAAGUUCUAAGCGCGCCUAAGACUGAAUUUUUAGGAUUUAAUUUUAGUAGAAUUUUGAAGACUGAUUGGAAUUUGAGUGAGAAGAGAGGAGGGAACAGAGAAGAGGUUGCUGCUGAUAGUUUUAUAAAGGAAUUCUGUGAGCUGUUGGAGGAAUUUGAUGUCAAGGAUACUAAUUUCUUUAUAAGCACCCUCAUCACUGCGGUCCUUACACAUCACUUGGGCUGGGUAGCAACCGUUCUUCCGAAUUUUUCUAAGGAACCAAUAAUAUCCGCUAAACACCCCUGCAACCCACUUUGGAGUCAACUGACGGACCUGUAUGGGGCUGUAGGCUACCCCAUCAAAACUGCACAAACUGUGAUAACAGGAACAAAUAAGAACAAUAUCGUUACCAAAUUAUUAAACUCUCUUACUUAUUUUAUAAGAUUUGACAAUGUUGAGAGAAAAAACGUGACUAGAGCCGGCCUAGAAGAAGAAAAUAAAGUAGCUGGUCAAAUAUGCGCCAGAAAUAAAUGCAUACCAAAGCAAUACUAUAUGAAAUAUCAAGAUCAUUUGAAAAACAUAUUAUGGGAAGAGCCUGUUAAGGUUAAAAAGGAGGACAAAUCUGCAGUUGAUCAACUCAAAUCAUCGAAAGGUUUAACUAAAACGAAAUCCCAAUCAAACAUGUCUUCCUUGAUAUCGGAAAAACUGAAAUGCAAUAUUGAAUCACCAUUAACGUUUGGGCACGUUUUAAAGACCGAAAGCUUUUAUAAAAAUCAGGCUAAUUUAGAUCAAAACCAUAAUAAUGUUUCUGAAAAAUGUGUUAAAGCGCCUUUGAAGAAUUUAUCAAAGUCACAAAAAAUUAACGAUCUGACAAAAUUGGAGCAGGACAUUGCUCCAGAGGAUUUUGAAUCUUUCCAGCCGCCUAGCGUCGAUGAAACCGUAGUGUUUGUCUUGGGAGAAAAUGAGAAACUUGUGGGACUAAAAAAAGACGAGAGUUCAGAAUUAGUAGGGGCGGGUGUGAAAAGAAAAAUCUCCGCUUCCAAACGACCCUCUUCAUUAAAUAUUCUGAAAAGUGACAAACCAGGCAACUUGCAUUUACACGAAUCCUCGUCCUAUGAAUCCCUUGUCGUGGAAAAUUUCGAAGAACCUCUCCCUCAUUUCCAAACCAGAGCGCAAAGCGAACCUCCCGAGAUCAGAAAAACAUCCCCUCCGAAAUUCAGGCACUCUAGAGUGAAAUUUAAUCUCCAGCAGUACCCCCAAGUGGUAAAAAACUACAUGAAAAGCAAAAAUAUCGAGUUGGAGGGUCUCUCUUUAGGGGAGAAGGUUUUUGAUAAGUUCGUUACCGUACAGCACAACAUAAAGUUGGACCUUUCUGGGUAUGAGUAUGAAAACGAUGAGGCGGAAGUUCUGCAGACACCUUCCAAUGCUUCGGAAGAGUUUCCGACUGAUAUGGACACAGAUCCUGAUAAAGAAUAUGUAAAGGAGGUGGCAAUUGAAGAGAAAAAGCAGUUGAUGAUGAUUGUUGAUCUUCCAAUGCCAAAAUCGGCUAUUUUCUCGGAAAAGCAACUCUCGGUACCAUAUACCUCGACAGUUAUGAGAGGAGUAAUAGAUAAUUACAUACCUGACAUGGUUUUACAAGGCCUCAUAUCUAACAACAAGUGUGAUUCGCAGUUAAAAAGUAACCUUGCCAUAAACGCUCAACAUUCGUUGCUGGAUCACCCUGUUGAUGAAGCCUUGGCCAUUGUAGCUAAUGCUGAUACCUGGGAAGUUCAAGUAAUGUCUAGUCACACUUACGUAAUAGAUAAAGGCACUAGCGGGGUCCGCGCUGGUAUGUCUCAGUUGGUGGCAAACAUGUUAGAAUCUCUCUUGCAAAUGCGGAAAUUACACAUUCCAUCUCAAUAUUGCAUUCGACAUAUUGAGCAGCGCCUUCAAGAGCUGUGUCUUCGGUCCAAGGCGUUAGCACAGCUAUUAUUGUCAAGCGAAUUUUGCAGCAUUGAGUUACUCACUUCAACCUUAAGGAUAGAAGUGAACGACGUACCUCUACUGAUGGCAGUGGCGUCUACUCACACUCCUGAAGUUACUAGCAAAUAUGGCUUGAGCUUUCAUUAGGUUAUUGCGCAUUUUUAAUUUGAGAAUGUCUAUGAGAAACUGUUUUUUUUAUUAAAAAAUUCCUCAUAGUUUCGAAUAUUUUGGUGAUUUAGGUUGGGUCGGUUAUUUUUGUGAAGAGCGAACAAUGUAGUGUGAAAAAGUCCAAAGAUUUACAUUUAGAUAAAAUUUAUUUUAGGUUUUUGAAGUGUGCCAAUAAUGUAAAGGUUUGUGAGUGCUUUUACUAAAGUGAAUUAUUUAUCACAAGUUUUUUUUAUACAAGUUGUAUACGUCUACAUGUUAUGGCAGUAUAUCUUUUAUUUUAGUUAUACCAUUGUUAAUGAUUUUUAUUUUUUUACUGGUUUUCAAUAAAUAAAUAUAUUGCAA